Messenger RNA from Apodemus sylvaticus (European woodmouse), 6045 nucleotides. It is a transcript of the gene Ciita, whose product is annotated as class II major histocompatibility complex transactivator. NCBI's taxonomy places the organism in Eukaryota, Metazoa, Chordata, Mammalia, Rodentia, Muridae. The record is from RefSeq and is a predicted model, not a curated record. Gene Ontology annotation, biological process: positive regulation of MHC class II biosynthetic process; positive regulation of transcription by RNA polymerase II; positive regulation of MHC class I biosynthetic process. Gene Ontology annotation, molecular function: ATP binding; protein binding. The transcript has 20 exons. Bases 397 to 3558 code for a protein of 1053 amino acids.
AAUUUUCAGUUGGUCCCUUGCUUGCUUUCUUUGCAUGCUAGCUGGGCUUGGUAGGCUCUGGGCUCCUAACUGGUAUAGAGAGGCGUGAGGGAUGAGGCUGCCUGCUUCCCAUCUGGCCAGCUGAGGAGCUUCCUGGAUACUUCUGGCACACCAGCAGGGGCAGCUGGACCACAGACAUUACUGCAUCAGCCAUCUCUCUACAUCAUGCGCUGCCUGGUUCCUGGCCCUCCUGGGUCUUACCUGCCGGAGUUGCAAGAACAUUCCACCCUCCAAGAUGGAAACUCUGGACACUGAAGCAGUAACUCCCUGUCUCCUGCUUCCUGGUGACUCCCUCUCUGCCACCUAGUUCCCUGGUUCUGACAGCUCUAAGUGUUUUGCCAUAGUCUCUGUGCCACCAUGGAACUGGGGUCUCCAGAGGGCAGCUACCUGGAGCUCCUUAACAGUGAUGCUGACCCCCUACGCCUCUACCACCUCUAUGAGCAGACGGACCUGGCUGGGGAGGAGGAGAUCGAACUCAGCUCAGAGCCAGACAUGGACACCAUUAACUACGACCAGUUCAGCAAGCUGUUGCAGGACAUGGAAAUGGAUGAAGAGACCCGGGAGGCCUAUGCCAACAUCGCGGAACUGGAUCAGUACGUGUUCCAGGAUACCCAGCUAGAGGGCCUGAGCAAGGACCUCUUCAUAGAGCACAUUGGAGCAGAGGAAGGAGUUGGUGAGAACACAGAGAUCCCUGUAGAAGCAGGACAGAAGCCUCAGAAGAGAUGCUUUCCAGAAGAGCAUACUGUGGACGCAAAGCACAGGAAACUAGCGCCCACAUCUAGGACAUCACUGAACUAUUUGGAUCUCCCCACUGGGCACAUCCAGAUCUUCACCACUCUGCCCCAGGGACUCUGGCAAAUCUCAGGGGCUGGCACGGGGCUCCCCAGUGUCCUAAUCUACCAUGGUGAGAUACCCCAGGUCAACCAAGUACUCCCUUCAAGCAGCCCCACUGUCCCCAGUCUCCCCCAGUCCCCAGACCGGCCUGGCUCCACCAGCCCCUUCGCACCAUCUGCAGCUGACCUGCCUGGCAUGCCCGAACCUGCGCUGACUGCCCAUGUAAACGAGACAGAGGACACAACAUCCCCCUCCCCAUGCCAAGAGGGUCCCGAGUUUUCCAUCGAGCUUCCAAAAUGGCCAGAGUCUGUGGAGCGAUUCCAGCACUCUCUACAGGACAAGUACAAGACAUUGCCCGAGAGCCCAAGUGGUCCUCUGGUGGCCGUGGAGCUGGUGCGGGCCAGGCUCGAAAGAGGCAGCAACAAGAGUCAGGAAAGGGACCUGGCCACUCCCGACUGGACAGAGCGCCAGCUAGCCCAUGGUGGUCUGGCAGAGGUACUUCAGGUUGCCGGUGACUGCAGGCAACCACGAGAGACACAGGUGGUCGCUGUGCUGGGCAAGGCUGGCCAGGGCAAGAGCCACUGGGCCAGGACAGUGAGUCACACCUGGGCAUGUGGCCAGUUGCCACAAUAUGACUUUGUCUUCUAUGUCCCCUGUCAUUGCUUGGAUCGUCCGGGGGACACCUACUACCUGCGGGAUCUGCUCUGUCCUCCGAGCCUGCAGCCACUGGCCGUGGAUGACGAGGUCUUUGAUUAUAUCACGAGGCAGCCGGACCGUGUUCUGCUCAUUCUAGAUGCCAUUGAGGAGCUAGAGGCCCAAGACGGCUUCCUGCAUGGGCCUUGCGGACCUCUGUCUCCAGAGCCCUGCUCCCUUCGGGGACUGCUGGCUGCGAUCUUCCAGCGGAAGCUGCUGCGAGGCUGCACCCUGCUCCUCACAGCCCGGCCCCGAGGCCGUCUGGCUCAGAGCCUGAGCAAGGCAGAUGCCAUCUUUGAGGUGCCCAGCUUCUCUACUAAGCAGGCCCAGACUUACAUGAGGCACUACUUUGAGAACUCAGGGGAUCAACACAAGGCCCUGGGCCUCCUGGAGGCCCAGCCUUUUCUCCUCACCCAUAGCCACAGCCCUGUUCUGUGCAAUGCUAUGUGCCAGCUUUCCAAGGCCCUGCUGGAACAGGGCACAGAGGUCCCGCUACCCCGCACACUUACAGGACUCUAUGUCGACCUGCUAGGCCCUGCAGCUCAGAACAGUCCUCCUGGAGCCUUAGUUGAGCUAGCCAAGCUGGCCUGGGAACUGGGACGAAGACACCAAAGCACCUUGCAAGAAACCCAGUUUCCAUCAGUGGAAGUGAAAACCUGGGCAGUGACCCAAGGCUUGAUGCAGCAGACUCUGGGCACCACUGAGGCCCAACUGGCCUUCUCCAGUUUUCUGCUACAAUGUUUUCUGGGUGCUGUGUGGCUGGCACAGUGCAAUGAAAUCAAAGACAAGGAGUUGCCGCAGUACCUGGCCUUGACCCCAAGGAAGAAGAGACCCUAUGACAACUGGCUGGAAGGGGUGCCACGCUUUCUGGCUGGACUGGUUUUCCAGCCUCGAGCCCACUGCCUGGGAGCUCUGGUGGAGCCUGCAGCGGCUGCAGUGGCAGAUAGGAAACAGAAGGUUCUUACCAGGUACCUGAAGCGCCUGAAGCUGGGGGCCCUCCGGGCCGGGAGGCUGCUGGAGCUGCUACACUGUGCCCACGAAACCCAGGAACCUGGUAUUUGGGAGCAUGUUGCGCACCAGCUUCCUGGACACCUCUCCUUCCUGGGCACCCGGCUCACACCCCCAGAUGUGUAUGUGCUGGGCAGAGCCUUGGAGACAGCUGGCCAGGACUUCUCCUUAGACCUUCGUCAGACUGGCAUUGAGCCCUCUGGACUGGGAAACCUCGUGGGACUCAGCUGUGUCACCCGUUUCAGGGCCUCCUUGAGUGACACAAUGGCAUUAUGGGAGUCCCUUCAGCAGCAGGGAGAAGCCCAGUUACUCCAGGCGGCAGAGGAGAAGUUCACCAUUGAGCCAUUUAAGGCCAAAUCCCCAAAGGAUGUGGAAGACCUGGACAGCCUCGUGCAGACCCAGAGGUUGAGAAAUCCCUCAGAGGAUGCAGCUAAGGAUCUCCCUGCCAUCCGGGACCUUAAGAAACUAGAGUUUGCGUUGGGCCCUGUCUUGGGCCCGCAGGCUUUCCCUGCACUGGCGAGGAUCCUUGCAGCCUUCUCUUCCCUGAAGCACCUGGACCUGGACUCACUUAGUGAGAACAAGAUCGGAGACAAGGGUGUGUCGGAGCUCUCAGCCACCUUCCCCCAGCUGAAGGCCCUGGAGACGCUCAACUUGUCCCAAAACAGCAUCACUGAUGUGGGUGCCUGCAAACUUGCAGAGGCUCUGCCAGCCCUAGCCAAGUCCCUCGUAAGGCUGAGCAGCUUGUACAAUAACUGCAUCUGUGACAAAGGAGCCAAGAGCCUGGCACAAGUACUUCCGGACAUGGUGUCCCUGCGGGUGAUGGAUGUCCAGUUCAACAAGUUCACAGCUGCCGGUGCCCAGCAGCUGGCUUCCAGCCUUCAGAAGUGCCCUCAGGUGGAAACACUGGCAAUGUGGACACCCACUGUCCCCUUUGGGAUUCAGGAACAUCUGCAGCAACUGGAUGCCCGGAUCAGCCUGAGAUGACCCUGCUGUGCUCUGGACAAGCAUGUCCUCUUGCUGGACCUUGACCUGGGUACUGUGGGCUCCGCUCUUCUCUGGACCACACCCCACAGGAGUCAGCAUCCUGUCACCUGCCCCAGCAGGCUCAGAGUUGGGCCCUGCCUACAUGAAGAAUGGACACGUCUUGCUCCUCUACAGGCUCCAAGACCAGCUCCAGGCUCUUACAGUGCCAGGUACGAAGACAGCCUGUGAGUGCUGGCAGACAGGCCCGGGGCUGCCUUCCGGGGGUUCACCCAGGAGGCCGAAGACCUUUUCUUCGACAUUCCAGGACAGAGUGAAGAACCGAAGCAUCCAAGUGCCUGCCAGUCCAGGCCAGGGCCAGCCUGGUGAGAAAACAUGUCUUCCCGCUGCUCCAAACAGGGCCUCCUGGAAGCUCUGAAGACGCUAAGGGCAACACUGGCCUGCAGACCUCUGGAUGUGACAGGGAGCCUAUGGUAGCUCUUUCUACUUGUGGUACUGUUUCCAUAAACUUCAGGUCAAAGCUGAGUCAGGCCUGGCCCAGACUCUGGAUGUAAGCCAAGAGCCAGGGAAUGGUCUGCUUCAGGGCCGCUGCGGCGGGGAGUUCUUCCGGCCUCUCCCUCAAAGUCACUAUCAUUUAAAUGUACCAGCUACGUUCACCGAAGCUCUGGGGCUUGGUUUAUCCCACAAGUCCCAUCUGGGGACACCUUCUGCCCCAACUUAAAACAACCCACACUCUGCCAGCCAGGCAGGCUUAGCAGUGUCCACCAAUCCAGAAGUGAGGCUGGAAUCAUCUUGAGUAUGUGUCUAGUAUGUGACACAGGUUGCUGGCUGGGAGCCCUGAGUCCUGAAUGGGACAGCUGGCUGGGGCUUUGCUCUCCUCGUAGCAUUACAGCCAUGUUAUAGGGGGGCCACCCAGAGAGGAGAAAGUGAGGAAACGCAGGCCAGCAGAGACAGUCUGUAACCUGUUCAGAGCAGGCCUCGAGGCCACACAGUAUUGUUUCUACAACACUGCACACACCCAUGUGUAUACCAUACGACCCACCACUGCUGAGAUUCUGUCUUCACUGCAAAGAUUUUCAUAGCUUCCAAAGAUGCAGUGAAAAGUUCUUACUCCUGGAUCUGGGGACUGAGGCAGGGACCACUGUACAAAGCGGAGUGUUCUCUCUUACUACCCUCCUGCAUCUGCGAGCAGUUCUGGAUAGCCAAUUGGCCAGUCUUGGCUGCAGCUAGCCCAAAGGGCUUGGCAGCACCAGUGCGGCUGAUUCUGUUUUCUCUGGGACACCACCUUUGAGUUCAGGCACCAUUGAUCCCUCCACGGGGACAGUGACAGCUUGCUUUCUUGUCUUGGCAGAGGGAGCUGUCUGCGUGCCUAGCUCUGUCAUACCAGCCCUGAUGCCAGCUGGACUGGCACAUCCCGGGAAGUGGGAACUGGGCUAGAGGGCCGGGGGCCAGGGGUGGUCUGCAUGGCCGCUGGGGUGGGGAGGAUUCCUGAAGAGACAGGUCUAGCUGUAGCUCAGGCUUACAUUGUGAACUGUUAGAGCCUCAGGUUCAGGGUGGCACAUGGAAGUCCUAUUUGUGUGGCCACAGGGGACAGCACUGAGGUACUCUCCAAGGCAGGCCUCUGCUGUACCUGUCAGGAAGGAAGGCAGACCUGUACUGCUGCCUGUGGUCUGUCUGGAAAUGCCAAGCUGUCUCUCAUUACUCUAUGUUGAUGGCUGUCAUGUUUUAAUGAGUUGAUUAGGUAAGGCACUCACUACAGUGCCAGGGACAUAGCUCACUGGCUCUUGAUCCUGUGUGCUGGGAAGCAUCUUAGGCCCUUUGGCUUCCAUGGACUGCACAACACCAACUCCUGGCUGAGCUGCCUGGUUUCAUGCUCCAUUUUAACAUAUAUGCAAGGCAAGUUUCUUCUGUGCCUUAGCUUCCUUAUCUAUAAAAUGGGCAGAGUCACAGUAUCUUCUCUCUUGGGUUAUGUAAAGGCUUAAUGUGAAAACAAUGUUAAUAAAAUGGGUCAGCAAAAUGGCUGAGGGGGUAAAGCCAGCCUGGUGACCUGAGCUUGAUCCCCAGGGCCACACUAUGGAAGGGACAACUGACCAGCACUGGGAUGCACUGGAGCUACAGGCAGUUUGUGCUGGGAACAGAGCCCAGGUCUCCUGCAAAGGCAGCAAGUACUCUUAAUCACCGAGCCAUUUCUCUAGCCCAUUAAAAAAAAAAAAAUUAAGAGUUGAAAGCAAUGCCUGACACAGUGUUUCUGAUGGCCUCUUGUAGACUCCAUGGGCACUACGUGGACUUGGUGCACAUACACACACAGGCAAAACACUCAUACAUAUAAAUAAAUCUUGAAAAACACAAAGGUCAUGUGUGGCGGCAUACACCUUUAACCCCAGCCCUUGAAAGCAGAGGUAGGCAGACCUCUGUGAAUUCAAGGCCAGCCUGGUCUGUGUUACACAGGGAGGCCCUGUCUUAACAAAUAAAAAUCCAGCUCACAACUCA